AUGCGGAAAGGAGCCGCGCCCGUGGCCGCAGAAACUCGGCCGACAUGCCGCGGGGCCGCCACCGCUGCCCGCAACCCCCCGACGCGCACCGGUUCCCGCGACGGCUGUAGACGACGCGCGGACGCGACGGCCGCCAAACCGACGGGGUCGCAGGUGCUCCACGCCCGUCGGGAGGUAAGCGGCGGCGCGGCGGCGGCAGUGGGCGUUGGUAGUUGCCCCCCGGCCGAGGCGGGGGCGGCGCGGCUGUGCGAGGAGGCCGCGGCCGGCGCUGCGGAGCAUCAAAACGGGGGGCGGGAGGAGCAGGAGGAGAAGGCGGUUAACGGCGUUGGCCCGGUGGAGCAGGCAACACAACAGCAAGAGGCAGCGGUGCCGCCGAAGUCGCCGUCCAGCGAUGCGGCGCGGCAAACCCGGCACUGCGGAGAGGGUGAGGCGGGUGGGCCGGCGGCGACGCCCCCCGCCGACCGCGUACGGGCGUUGGAGCAGCUCCUGCUGCACAUGUCUGCGCUAAACAGACAGUUAGAGUUAGAGCUUAUAGAGACGCGCCGGGAGCUGAUGAUGUACAAGCAACUCGCAUCGGAGGGGCCGCGCCACAGCGAGGGCCGGGAUGUGCCGCGGGAACGGCAACGCGUCAGUAGUGCCGGGCCGUCACCGAGGUCCGAUGCGGCGCGACGCCAAUUGUUGUUCCAGGGGCCACAGCAAAGGCAACAUCAGCAGCCGCCGCCGCGGCAAGACCAGCGGGGCGGCAUUUGCGGGUGGGAGACGACCGCGGCAAACGUGUGCCGGGGCUGCGAGGAGGCGGCGGCGGCCCGCUCAGGUGGUGAGGGACGCCCGUGCCGCGCAGACGACGACGAAGACGACGGCGACGACGGCGGCGGUCGCUCGCCGGGGAGGUUUCUUUCAACGCGGCCGCCCACAAACGGGGCGGCGCGGCGGGAGCACCACGCCGCCGGCAGGGCGGGUAGAAGUAGUCACGACCCCUACAUUGCCAGCCAAAAAUGGCACCCGGCGGCGGCGGCGGCUCCAACGCAUCGCCGAGGCGGUUCCAUGCGACGGCACCUCCGCCCCCGCGGAACUCCGCAGCUGCUUGACCGCUUCGACGCGGAGGAGGCGAUAGAAGUGCUGGAGUCGUUGAAGCGCUCACUCAUGUACCGCUGCAACCACUCGCACCGCCGACCGCCAACGGAGACUGCGCGGCCCGCCGCGGGGCCGCGGAAAGGCACGCGGUCUGUUCCUCCGCCCCUGCCCGCGUCCGCGUCGGCGUCGCCGCAGCGAAGGUGCAGCGCCGCAGCUGCUGGGGCGCGGCCUCGCAGCGCCUCGGCACGACAAGGGAGGAGUCAUGCCGUUGCAGCCGUGGGCGAUGCGGGGGCUGGCAACAGAGCCGCAGCACCGCCCGCCGCGACCCGUGGCCGUUCUGCCAGAGCGAAGCACUCCACGCCGGGUGCGGCCGCGGCCCUGCCCUUGCCCUCCUCCAGCAACGUCACAACUAUGAGGAAGGACACGUCACCGUCACACGCCCCGGCUACAGCAGCAGCAGUGGGCGGUGACUUGCAGCUGGAAGCGCUGCAGAGGCGUUACUGGGAGCAGUCAAGAGCUAUUUUAGAACAGCUGGACCAAAUGCUGCUAGAAGACUGA
Molecule: messenger RNA, 1632 nt
Organism: Trypanosoma conorhini
Lineage: Eukaryota; Euglenozoa; Kinetoplastea; Trypanosomatida; Trypanosomatidae
Product: LYT1p
Exons: 1
Coding region: 1-1632 (543 amino acids)
Source: RefSeq, a predicted model, not a curated record